AUGAAGAUAAGCGACCGAAUAAAGUCCCGCAUUCGCGGCAGGACUGAUAUGCCAACCGGGACUACUGCCGCUGAUGGAAGCCCGAGUACAAACGCGACUGAGCCAAGCUCCCAGCCUUCAACAGAUUCGGCGGAUCCAGGGGAAUCCGGAGUGAAGAAGCGGGGGUUAUUCCUACUCGUGGAAAGUAAGCCGGAUCCGAGUGGCGUUGAAGACUACCCCGUCGACAUCGUUGCGGUGCAUGGUCUCAACGGGGACGCAUACUCGACCUGGCGCCAUAAGCCAGAUGGAACUCUAUGGCUUGAGGACCUCCUCCCAGAUUCCCUCCCUGGAUCUCGAAUCUAUACUUAUGGCUAUCCUUCCAAGGUCUUCUCACAGUCGGUGGCACGUGUCCAGGAAUUUGCACGGGACCUAUUGGUUUCCUUGAGGGAUACCAUCGAAAACUCAACCCAUGGUAAACGUCCCAUCAUUUUUAUAUGCCAUAGCCUUGGUGGAAUUGUUUUCAAACAGGCACUUGUGACUGCUCACGAGGACAAUAACCGCUAUGGAGAAGUCUUGCAGUCAAUAGCAGGCGUUGUCUUCCUAGCCACUCCACACAGAGGUAGUCAGUCUGCAAAUCUCGGUCACAUCGUUGGGACAAUCGUUAAUACCUUUCGAACAACGGUGACUGCCGGAUUGGGACCAAGGCUUGUGAGAACAGAUUUACUGCAGACCCUGAUUUACGACAACGAUACCCUCGAAGACCUAAGCAUGUCAGCACGAAGCAGGCUAGGUAAUAUCGCCGUGGUCUCUUGCUACGAGAACGAGCCCACAGCUCCGUCCCAGUCCUUGAUUGUCACCCGUGCGUCAGCAACACUGAAUAUUCCAAAUGAGGAACCAAUCCCCAUGCAUGAAGACCACAAGAGUAUCUGCCGUUUUCCGGGCAAGACAGAUAGCUACAAGAAAGUUGCAAAAGCCCUCCAGAGGAUUGCUUCUCAAUGUUUGAUCAACAAUCCCGUGCUUAAACGUGCGAGCACUCACUCCUCUAUCCUUGUCUUUAGCGACUUAGAAAGAACAUGCAUGGCUCUUCUAAAUGACCAUGAUGCCGCAAAAGACACAGCGCCUCCCCCAAAGCCACUCCCGGGCACCUGUCAAUGGGUUUAUAGCCACCACAUCUUUGGAAGUUGGCUUGGCCAAAACAGCAGUGCUCUCCUCUGGUUAACUGGCCACCCUGGCUCAGGAAAGACAACGAUGUCUUACUCUUUAGCCGAAUACUUUAAGGACACCGCCGCGAAAUCAAACAACGUUCUAGUAUACCUGUGUCAGAACAAAAACAGGCAGACAGAUGGAAGGGCUGUUCUCAUUGGCCUGAUCCUCCAGAUCAUCGACCGCCAUCCUUCAUUAAUGAGACACAUUCGUCCUGUUUUUGAAAGGCAAGGGUCUAGUAUGAUCCAGUCCCUCGCCUUGCUGUGGCGUAUAUUUCUCAACCUCUUGAGGGAUGCGAAAAUGGGCUCUCCAUACAUCAUUAUCGACGCUCUCGAUGAGUGUGAAGAAGCUUCCUGUCGACAGCUUCUAGGGUCUAUCUUCGACAUGCUCGCUGAGUCGGGUUCGCUAGCGCAAGGUGGAAACACGGUCAAGUUUCUUAUAACGAGCCGUCCUUUUCUUCAUGACGCCUACGCAUCUACCAGAGAACCCUACAGAUCUCGCAUCUCCAUCGAUGAUGGCCAUGCUGGCUACGUUGACGAUCUCCGUCUUUUCAUCCAAAGACGAGUUGAUGAGAUCACCGCCAGUCGCCAAUUCCCGACUGAGAUCAGAGAUUUCUUAUUACAAGCAGCAACAUCCAAAGCCGAUUCAACUUUUCUAUGGAUCCAUAUGGUUUUUGCAUCCAUAGAGAAAAGCAUGCUUACAUCCAAAAAGGAUUUCCAAAAGAUAAUUGCCAGUAUUCCGAAAGACCUGAAGGAGGUUUAUCAACGGUGUUUUUCGGCUAUUCCUUCCCAUUAUCACGAUGACGCAUCGAACUUGAUCAAGCUGCUUCUGUCAUGCUCCAGACCUCUGCAUUUAGAUGAGCUCAACAUCGCUUUCACAGUCAACGACAUGCACAUCACAACAGAGGACAUGGUGUCAGAAGCUCAGUGUUCAAUCACCCACACCGUGCAGGGAAUCCUUGGCACCUUAGUGAGAGUGACAGGACGCCAUGUGUCACUCAUUCACCAGUCGUUAAAGGAGUAUCUGUUGGAGCAAGGUGAUGCCAAGUACGACAGUUUCCCGGCCAUGCGGAUGGUCAAUGCUCAGAGUUCCGCACUGCAACUGGCGACCGCUUGCAUCCGAUAUCUGCUCCUUCAGGAUUUUGAAACCGACUUCUUUCUGACAGAAGACAGCUCUUGCGAGGUAGAGCAUGACAUUGCGGACCUUUCAGAUGAUUCGUCCAUCACCAGAUUCGGUUCCAAUUUCUGGGACGACGAUGGUCCAGAUCUAGCCGCCGAUGUCGUGUUUGGUGAAACUGGCGCCCUUUAUCCAGACAUUUGUGACUCCAUGACCUCAGACUACGCCUUUUACAACUACGCCUCGCUACAUUGGGCAGAACACUAUGCCCUGUGUGAAGAGGUGGCUCCGGAUGAUCUAAGAGCAGCGGCCGAGUCACUUCUAGAUACCGACACGGCAAGCGGCCGUAAUUGGUUGCACUUCUACUACACACGAACCGACCACUCGAUUGAUGAUGAUAAUCUCGCCCAGCAAAGCCCCAUCUUGCUAGCAUCGCAGUUCAACUUGAACACUGUCUUGAACGGCCUGCUAUUUGGUCACAGCCCGUCACUAGACACCAAGAAUCGAAGUCUUUAUUUGGCUUCCAGGCUUGGACAUGACCGCAUCGUUGCCUCUUUACUUAAAAUCGAAGCUGAUCCCAAUGCGACAACAUCGGAUGGGCAGACACCGUUAACAGCUGCGUCUGAAUACGGCAACCUUGGAUGCGUUAUCGAGCUUCUAAAGGACAGUCGAACCGAUGCAGGCCUCACAGGGCGAAAGGGGAGAAACGCCCUGUCGUUUGCGUGUAGCAAUGGGCAUGAUGAGAUCGUCAAUCUGUUACUGCGUUGCAAUCUUUCGCUUGCAAACGAUACGGACACUUCGGGAGCAACUCCGUUAUUUUGGGCGGUAGGGGUAGGGCACCAGUCAACUAUCUUAACGUUAGCGAGAGUUCGAACUGUUGACCUCAAUCAUCAGGAUAAAGCAGGACGUACAGCUAUCUCAUGGGCAGCCGGCGAUGGUAUGGUCGACACGCUUGCAAGGCUGCUCAGACUUCCCAAGAUUGAUGUCAAUUUGAAAGACAAGAAAGGAAAGUCGCCCUUUUGUUGGGCAGCAGGCAAUGGCUGUGACGGAGCAGUUCGCCUACUUCUAAAAAAUAAGAAGGUGGAUAAGUCAGCUGUUGAUAACGAUCAACGCAAUGCUAUAUCGUGGGCCGCUGCUGGGGGACACCAUGACACUCUUGUAAGCCUUCUCGACGGAGGUUGCCCAGGUGUCGACGACGAAGAUAUCGACAAUUGGACGGCUUUGGCAUGGGCCACCCAGAUGGAUGUAGCCGACAUUAUCCGGGCGCUUGUGAAUAACGAUCGGGUUGAUAUAAAACGACGUGAUGGCGCUGGAAGGACUGCCUUGUCGUGGGCGGUAGAGUACGGCCAUGCACAGGUUGUCGGGGCUCUCUUGGAAGCAGGUGCUGACCCAGAAUCAAAGAGCAAGAGGGGAAGUACUCCCAUUUCUGUCGCUAAGCAAUUUGGAAGAGAUGAUCUACUGAGUCAGCUCAUGGAAUAUGUUCGAUAG
This is a messenger RNA of Fusarium sp. VM40, 3786 nucleotides long. NCBI's taxonomy places the organism in Eukaryota, Fungi, Ascomycota, Sordariomycetes, Hypocreales, Nectriaceae. The record is from the annotation of a GenBank genome assembly.